Lycium ferocissimum is the source of this 3233-nucleotide messenger RNA. RefSeq names its product putative late blight resistance protein homolog R1B-16. Lineage: Eukaryota; Viridiplantae; Streptophyta; Magnoliopsida; Solanales; Solanaceae. Gene Ontology annotation, molecular function: ADP binding. The record is from RefSeq and is a predicted model, not a curated record. Gene Ontology annotation, biological process: defense response to other organism.
UAUAUAUAAAUUUAGCAGAUCACUGGUACCAUUAACCAUUUCAGCCACUCAGAGUACUUGUUGCAGUGCUUUUGCAGCUUGUUGCUACUACAAAAUCCUCUUGUAUCGCCAUUGAAAGGUCAUAAUUGGAAUACAAUAGAGAUGGCUUAUGCUAGUGUUGCUUCUCUUAUGAGAACGAUGGAAUCAGUCUCGACAUCCAAUUCGCCGGUGUUAUCUCUAAUUUGUGAGCACAGAGAAGAAUUUCAUGCUCUUCGUGAAAAAGGAAGUUCCUUGGAAGUAUUUCUCAAGAACUUUGAGAAAAACAAUGAUUCUGGGGGAAUUACAGAUCUGGAAACACAGAUAAAAGAAGUUGCAAAUGCCGUUGAACAUACAAUUCAGCUGAGACUAACAGAAUUUGUAAUGGCAAAUGAUCAAAUGAAGAAAGAAAAGGCACAUGAGAGGCUUUGUGAUAGCCUACAAAAAGUAGCAGAGGACGUUGAUCAUAUCUAUCAAGUAGCAAAGGAAAUUGAUCCGGUCCAGAAAGAGUCGACAAAGCUUCAAGAUAAAGGCGACCAAGCACUAAACAAAUCUUUGGUUCAAGUUUUUUCAAGUUCAACAAAAGAUAUUCUGAAUGUUAAGAACAAUAUGGUGGGACGUGAUGAUCAGAAGGAAAGGUUGCUAAAAGAUCUUACUAGAGGCUUCUCUAGUGAGCUCAAAGUCAUCCCGAUCGUCGGGGUGGGUGGCAUUGGUAAAACAACUUUAGCAAAAGAAGUUUUCAAUGAUUUAUUAAUUCGAUCUCAUUUUGAUGUUCGUGCCUGGGCUACUAUAUCUCAACAUAAUAUAAAAAAUAUUCUGGUAAGCCUUCUUCAUUCUACAGUCGGGAAAGUUUUAGAGGAAAAUGAGACAGAACUAGCAGACAUGCUACAAAAAAGUUUGAAGGGUAAGAGGUAUUUAAUCGUCAUGGAUGACAUGUGGAGCAGUAACGUAUGGGAUGAUGUAAGGGCAAUGUUUCCAAUACAAAAAAAUGGGAGUCGGAUAUUGCUGACUACCCGUAACGCUGAAGUAGCUUGUUUUGCUGGUACGGAGAAUCUUUCUUUGCAUAUGGGCUUCAUGGAUCCAGAUGAGAGUUGGAACCUUUUUAGAAGUGCGGCAUUUGCAAAUGAAGCCUUACCAUCUAAAUUUGAGACUAUUGGGAAACAAAUUGUAGACAAAUGUCACGGGUUACCGCUAACUAUUGUCGUGGUUGCUGGGCUUCUAUCCAAAUCUGAAAGGAGAAUAGAAGAUUGGGAAAAUGUUGCUGAAGACGUCAAGUCAUUUGUCACAAAAGACCCUAAUGAGCACUGUUUACAUGUCCUUGGAUUGAGUUACAAUCACUUGACCAGUGACCUAAAAGCAUGCCUUCUAUAUUUUGGAAUUUUCCCAGAAGACAGUGAGAUUUCAGCAAAGAGGUUGGUGAGAUUAUGGAUAGCUGAGGGGUUUUUGAAGUUGGAAAAAGAUUUUGAAGGAGAGGCUGAGAAGUGUUUACAAGAUCUUAUCGAUAGAUGUCUAGUUCUUGUCAUCGAGAAAAGCUUAGAUGAAUCAAAACUUAGAUCUUGUAAGGUUCAUGAUCUAAUAUAUGAGCUGUGCUUGAGAGAAGCUCAAAGUCAAAAGCACUUUGUCAUGAACGACAUUGUAGUUGAUGAUGGGCCAAAUCAUGUUCCUUUAGAAUGUCAUCACCUUCGUAAGCAUAAAAUGCAGCCCUUUAAGAGAUGGACUGAUGAUGGUGAUAUUGAUUAUGGUUCUUAUAGGGCCCUUCUUACCCCUAAACAUCAUCAUUCGAUAAGUCGGCAGAGAGAUGAUGACGACAACAAUCUCUUGAAACGAACUCGUGGUAUUUUCUCCUUUUGUCGUUAUUCAUAUUUUUCUCUCGAGUCAGAGCUUAUUCAUUUCAACUUUCUCAGAAUAUUGGACUUGAAUCCUGUAGAGUUUGAUAUUUUCCCUCCACAGAUACUAAGCCUUAUUUGGUUGAGGUACCUAGUAUUGUCUGGGCAUUUUGUCAUACCUCCAGAAAUUUGCAGGUUAUGGAAUUUGCAAACAUUCAUUGUUGAAGGGUUUGGUUGGAAUAGUUUUACUUUGCCGGAACAAAUUUGGGAACUAAUGCAAUUAAGGCAUCUACAAAUGGACAGAUUCUUUUUGCCAAAUCCCUCAAGUGCAUCUGUGGACAAAGAGAGGUACUUGGGUUUUCCGAAUUUACACACUAUUUUUAGCUUGUCUCCAAGUUGUUGCACGGAGGAGAUUAUCUUAGGGAUUCGGAAUGUCAAAAAAUUAAGAAUCUUUGGAGAUGAGGAUGAAUAUAUGUGUCAAGAAUCUAGACUCUUCGACAAUCUUGUCAAACUUGAAACAUUGAGUUUUCGACUUCAUUUUCCGUGGAUGUCAGACAACAUUUCACCAGUGACCAUUCCAAGUGUGAAAGCUUAUCCAGCAACACUCAAGAAGUUAAAGUUGUUCCGAACUUGUCUAAGGUGGGAGGACUUGAACAUCAUAGAUGAGUUACCUAAUCUUGAGGUCCUGAAGCUGAUAUUAGAUGCUUAUUGUGGUGAUGAAUGGUAUCCGAUUGCUGGGGGAUUUACUCGGUUAAAGCUUUUGCUAAUUGAAACUUGUGAUCUUAAGUACUUGAAAGCCACAAAUGACAAUUUUCCCAUCCUUGAGCGCCUCCUGAUUAGAGAAUGCCGGUAUUUGGAAGAGAUACCCAUCGAGUUUGCAGAUAUCGACACACUACAACUAAUUGAGUUAAAAAGGUGCAAUCCCAAACUUGAGGCUUCUGCUACACAAAUUCAACAAGAACAAGAAGACCUCAGAAACAAUCCUGUGGAUGUUCGUAUCCUACAGUCAUAUUCAGGAGGGGAGAAGAGGAGGAGGACGAGGAUGAGGAUGAGGAUGAGGAAGAGGAAGAGGAAGAUGAGGAGGACGACGAAGAGGAGGACGAGGAAGAGGAGGAGGAAAAAGAGAUCCCUAAAUAUUUAACUGCUAAGCAGAUAAAGUUGAAUAUCUUCUUUAUUGUCCUUGUCAUUUCUCAGUGUUUUUGUUUUUAUAAAAAAUUCGGGCUUAACCUCUCGCCAUUAGGUGACUUUUCUUGUAAAAGAAAAUAAACAGUAGCAUUGCAUAGAGGUAUUUUUGGAGAUCUUGUUUGAUGGCAUCAUUCAUAUCUAGUCAUCAAAUAUUUAAUGACAGGUACCAGUUCAUUAUGUUUUUUAUAAAUAUUGCUCAUUGGUUUG